This is a messenger RNA of Osmerus eperlanus (European smelt), 3753 nucleotides long. RefSeq names its product kelch-like protein 29. Gene Ontology annotation, molecular function: protein binding. The record is from RefSeq and is a predicted model, not a curated record. NCBI's taxonomy places the organism in Eukaryota, Metazoa, Chordata, Actinopteri, Osmeriformes, Osmeridae.
CGAUCCUUCUGAGAGGAAGAGGAAGUGAUGUCACGCCACCACCACCGCUUCGAGAGGGACUACCGGGGAUCGUGGGAGCGCAGAGACGUGGAGCGUCCGUCCCCCCACAACGGAGGAGCCAAUCACAGCUGUGCCGCCGCCGUCGUCAACGGAAACAACCGACCAGCUCUCCCUCUUCCCGUUAUUCCCUCCCUCCUCCCCACCCCGGUAACAGUUGCCGUGACAACGUCCAGCGGUGACAUGGUCGUCAAGCGUGGGGUGUCGAUCGGCGGAUCGGUUACUGCUGCGUCUGUGAAGGUGUCGGGGCUGUCUCCUGGAGAGAGCCAGGCCCCAGGUCUGCUGCUGGCCCCGGGGGUGCGGUGGGGCCAGACUCCCAUCAACCAGCUCACACCCUGGGAGACUGACGAGCCCCCCAACAAGCAGCACCGGGACAGCGAGCCCACUGGUCCUCCAUGGGUUCCUCCAGUAGCAGCAGUGAGCCAGCCUAGCCUGCUCCCCCACUCCUAUGCCCUCGUCCAGCCUCCCUCCUUCAGUCACAGUGUAACAGUCCAGUCCCCCAUCAUAGGGGUGACCCCCUCCAUCCAGACCCCCAUGCCCCCCCACCACCCCCUGAUGACAGCUCACUUCCAGCUACACCCUCACUCCUCCCAGCAGCCCCCCUCCAUGGUGCUUAGUAUGCCCAGCCAGGCUCCCUACCCUUCAGCCCAGCACCCCGUCGCCCCCUCGCCCCUUACAGCCGCCAGCCAGGUGGUCCACCCAAACCCCCACAGCGUGAUGGGCAACGGCCACCUAACCCCCCACCCCAACCUGCCCCUCAUCCAGCCCCCCGCACUGCCCAUGACCAAUGGGCAGUCGGCACCUCAGACCCAGCCCACAGCAUCGGCCAAUCAGGACGGUCCUAAUGGGCUGCAGAUGCUGCGAACGGUUGGAAUGGGGAAGUACGAGUUCACGGACCCCGGACACCCCAAAGAGAUGUUGAAGGAGUUGAACCAACAGCGCAGAGCGAAAGAGUUUACAGACCUGAAAAUAAUUGUUGAAGGCAAAGAGUUUGAAGUCCACCAAAAUGUUCUAGCUUCCUGCAGCUUGUAUUUCAAGGACCUGGUGAAAAGGUCGUCAGGGGAGACGAGGAGCGGGGACAAGCUGGAGCUGACCAUGAGCAACAUUGGAGCUGACGUCCUGGAGCUGCUGUUGGAGUUCGUCUACACGGGCUCGCUGGUUAUUGACUCGGCCAAUGCAAAGACGUUGCUGGAAGCGGCCAACAAGUUCCAGUUCAACACCUUCUGCAAAGUCUGUGUGUCCUUUCUAGAGAAACAGCUGACAGCAGGAAACUGUCUGGGCGUGCUGGCCAUGGCUGAGGCUAUGAGAUGUACAGAGCUCCAUAAUAUGGCCAAGGCCUUUGCCCUGCAGAACUUCCCCGAGGUGGCAGGGCAGGAGGAGAUCCUGAGUGUGUCUAAAGAUGACCUGGUGGCGUACCUGUCCAACGACAGCCUCAACACCAAAGCUGAGGAGCUGGUCUAUGAGACUGCCAUCAAGUGGAUCAAGAGAGACCCUAACACCAGAGUGCAGCAUGUGUCAGAGUUGUUGGCGGUGGUGCGUCUCCCGUUCAUCCACCCGUCCUACCUGCUGAACGUGGUGGACAGGGAGGAGCUCAUCAAGACGUCAGAGGCCUGCCGGGAUCUGGUGAACGAGGCCAAGCGUUACCACAUGCUGCCCCACGCACGCCAGGAGAUGCAGACUCCCCGGACCAGGCCUCGGCUCUCCGCAGGCGUAGCGGAGGUGAUCGUGCUGGUGGGGGGACGCCAAGCCAUCGGGAUGAACCAGCGCUCUCUCACUGCCGUCACCUGCUUCAACCCUCAGAACAGUAAAUGGUAUCCUCUGGCCAGCCUGCCCUUCUACGACCGCGAGUUCUUCAGCGUCAUCUCUGCGGGGGACAAUAUCUACCUGUCAGGAGGGACGGAGGGGGGCGUGACGGUGGCAGACGUGUGGUGCUACAUGUCUCUGCUGGACAACUGGAACCUGGUGUCCCGGAUGACGGUGCCCCGCUGCAGACACAACAGCCUGGUGUAUGAUGGGAAACUGUACGCCAUCGGAGGCCUGGGCGUGUCUGGAAACCUGGACCACGUGGAGAGGUACGACACCAUCACCAACCAGUGGGAGACGGUGUGCCCCCUGCCCAAGCCCGUCCACUCUGCGGCCGCCACUGUGUGCGGGGGGAAGGUGUUUGUGUUCGGGGGCGUGAACGAGGCCGGCAGGUCAGCGGGGGUGCUGCAGUCCUACGUCCCCCAGACCAACACCUGGAGCUUCAUAGAGUCUCCCAUGAUAGAUAACAAGUACGCCCCUGCGGUGAGUCUGAAUGGUUUCAUCUUCAUCCUGGGCGGGGCCUAUGCCAGGGCCACUACCAUUUACGACCCUGACAAAGGCAACAUCAAGGCCGGGCCCAACAUGAACCACUCCAGACAGUUCUGCAGUGCAGUGAUCCUGGACGGGAAGAUCUACGCCACAGGGGGCAUCGUGAGCAGCGAGGGUCCUGCACUAGGCAACAUGGAGACCUUUGACCCCUGCUCCAACAGCUGGACCCUGCUCCAGUCCCUGCCCUGCCCGCUCUUCAGACACGGCUGCGUGGUCAUCAAAAAGUACAUCCAGAGUGGCUGAGACGGCCUCCGGCCGGACCCGUCUGCUGACAGCGUCUGCUGGCUCUGGUUCAGGGACACCCUGAGAAUGAAGCUAGGAGGCCAUCCCAGGGACCCUUGGCCAGCGUCUGCCCAUCCACAACCCAGCCCCGCCGUACCCCCACCACCCCCCGACCCCUCCACCCACCCUGUGCAGAAUGUAAACUCCCUGGCCCAGGGGGCCGUGUCGGGCAGCAUCAGAUGCCUGAGCGACUGUCUGUUCCAUGAUGUCGCUGAUCCUUCACCUUACAGCCACAGGGCCAAGCAAAAUCCAACACUAUCUGCCUGGUUUGAUCGGAAUUGCGGUUUUGUUUAUGUGAAACGUCCUUUGAAAUUUCUUUUUUAACUGGCAGCCUUUUUUUUGGGAUGUUUUCUUCACGCCUCGUUUGUGGCGUCUGUCUUGUCAUGUAGAUUGUUGCUCCACUGUUGAGAGAAACAAGCUGUCUUUGUGGUUUCUGGGCUUGUUCAGUAGUGACAUCUGCAGGACAGGACGAUGCGCUCAGGGUCCGGAGCAAGCUGGUAGGAUCGUAGAAUUCAGGAAACAAACGUCUCACUAACCCGAUAUGGGGGUGGGGUGUCUCAUUAAAUGUGAUCGCUUGAUUUGGAAAGGAUUCUCACGGUCUCUGGGUCAGAGACAGAAUAUAUUGAUACUAGACUUCCCGGUGGGAGGGCCUGGUGGAGAGAGAGAACCUUCCAGAACCUUCCGUCAGGACAGUCCACCCCGACAAAGCACAAUAGUCCCCUGCGGCUCCAGCCAUCUAACGGUUGAACUCGAUUUCAGUUGGAUUUUGACUCACUGUGUUUCUUGUCUUCUCAUCCCAUCUUUUCUUUUUUUUAAACACGUAUUAGCCUGGCAACCCACAGGUGACCAUGUUGGGUUGGUUACGGUCAUGGGGUUUGGGGACAUUCUGUAAAUAUGGGGAGGAAAUAUGUAUAUUUUAAAACCUAAAGGUGAUUCUGUAUAAAUGUUUUUAGAAAAAAAAAAUCGGGAUAGGUUGGACUAAAAUGGUAUGUCUGUAAAUCUGUACCCAAAAAGACAAAUUAACAAUUGUUAUUAUUGAAACAUAAUACAUAUACCAGAAUA